This is a messenger RNA of Camelina sativa (false flax), 6028 nucleotides long. The record is from RefSeq and is a predicted model, not a curated record. NCBI's taxonomy places the organism in Eukaryota, Viridiplantae, Streptophyta, Magnoliopsida, Brassicales, Brassicaceae.
UCUCUCUCUCUCGAGGAGAUGAGAGUCGAUGGGAUAAGCAGCCGGAGGAACUUUUCACCUAAAUAUCAUCCAUGUCGACCGUCAUGUUCCGUCACGAAACCUCCGCAACGUCCCUCUUCGAUGCUCUUGUCCCAGCGGCAACUCAAGAUGUCCUCCAACAGAGGAUUUCCUUCGUUUAUCAGACUCCCACGGCCUACUCCUUCUACAGCUGCUGCUGCUUCUGAUGGCCUCGGCGCUAGUUAUCCAUCAUCCGUUUCCUCCGGUUCCUAUUCGAUAUAUGCUGAUCCCCUCGGUGGUGAUUCUCGACCACCGCCUUUACACUUUUCUCUUGCUACUGACUCUCAGUUGAAAUACGAUGUAUUCCUCAGUUUCCGAGGACCAGAUUCCCGUGAGAAUUUCGUUAGCCACCUCUACGACGAUCUGUGUCGAGAGGGAAUAGAAACUUUUGUAGACAGUGAAAAGCUUGAUGCAGGGGAGGAGAUUGAGCCGGCUUUGUUGGAUGCCAUCGAACGGUCGAGGAUCUCGGUAGUCGUGUUUACCAAGGAAUACGCUUCUUCCAAGUGGUGUUUGAGAGAGCUUGCAAAGAUCAUGGAGUGUAGGAGGACCCGAGGCCAUAUAGUUUUGCCUGUCUUUCUUGGUGUAGAACCCAUGGAGGUCAGGUGGCAAAGGGGCAGCUACAGUGUGGCCUUUUCUAGGCAUGAUAAGGCUCCCGAGGGAUCACAACUAGCUGAGGAAGUAAAAGAAUGGAGAAAAGCCAUGAGAGAGGCAGCCAAUAUCUCCGGAUUUGAUUCUAGUACACUGAGGCCUGCAUCUAAACUUGUGGAUGAAAUUGUUGCACAUGUUUUGAAGAACCUAGAAAACAUUAGCUUGAGUGAAGACGAGGGCUUGGUGGGAGCUUAUUCUCAAGUAAAGGAAGUGGAAGCGUGGUUGGGACAUGGAUUACAUGAAGUGCGGACUAUAGGGAUAUGUGGAAUUGGUGGUAGUGGGAAGACUGCCAUUGCUGGAGCUGUUUUCAACCGUCAAUACCAAAUGUUCGAUAGCUACUGCUUCCUUGCAAACGUUAGAGAACAAUCUAAAAAGCAUGGACUUCACGCUUUGAGAAACGAGCUUCUUUGUCGAAUUCUUGGUCAGACUGAUAUAAACAUUGCUACUCCUGAAAUUGGAUCCAGCAGUAUAAAGAACCGUCUACGUCGAAAAAGAGUACUUAUAGUUCUCGACGAUGUAAGCAGCAUAACUCAACUGGAGUUUUUGAUCAGCAAAACUACUUACUAUGCCCCUGGAAGUAGGAUCAUUGUUACAACAAGAGACAUGAAUGUAAUCAAGAACGCUGACGAGAUAUAUUCUUUGAAGGGACUAUCUGACAGUGAUUCGCUUGAACUGUUUUCACAAUGCGCCUUCAAACAGAGCUAUCCGCCUGAAGAAUAUUUGAAAUUGUCAAUGAGAGCAGCUGGUUAUGCAAAGGGGAUCCCUUUGGCUUUGAAAGUUCUUGGUUCCUUUCUCUGCAAGAAAACUAUGGUAGAGUGGGAAAGUGCAUUGAGAAGACUCAAUAGUUCUCUCGACGAAGAGAUCUUCAAUGUACUCCGAGUAAGUUUUGAUGGACUCAGUGAUGAAGAGAAGACGACGUUUCUUCAUCUUUUGUGUUUCUUCAAUGGGCAUGAACGAAGAUUCAUAACUGAUAUUAUUAAUGGUUGUGGUAUCUCUGCUGAUAUUUGCAUACGUGCACUUGUUGAUAAGUGUAUGAUUACUUUUACUAACGACAGGCUUCAGAUUCAUGACUUGUUACAGAACAUGGGUAGACAAAUGAUAAAAAUAGAGUCACCUCAGGAUCCGAGCAGACGCAGCAGGCUCUGCAGCUUUGAUGAAGUCCACGAAGUGCUAACAGAAAAUACGGGAACUAUAGUAACAGAAGGGAUAUCCCUUGACAUUUCUGAGAAAGAAGAGUUGCAGCUCGAUUGUCAUGCUUUUGAAGAGAUGCGUAAUCUGAAAAUUCUAAGAUUUUCGAACGAGCAUUGUAAUGAAGAUAGCUGCAAAAUCCACCUUCCAAAAGGUCUUCACUAUCUCCCUACUAAACUACGUCUACUUCAUUGGGAAUGUUAUCCUAUAGCAAGUUUGCCACUUAGCUUUGAUCCGGAUAACCUUGUCGAACUUCAUAUGCCCACUAGCAGACUUGAGCGUCUGUGGGAAGGAUCAAAGUCCUUACUUAAUUUGAAAGAGAUUGAUCUUAGCAACUCUCGGUUCUUAAAGGAGUUGCCAGACUUGUCAAAUGCUCCCAAAGUUGAACGUAUUGAUGCCAGAGGAUGUGCAGAGUUAGUAACCAUCCCAAGUCCAAGAAACAAGUUGGAAUCUCUUGAGUUCUUGGAUCUCUCUGGUUGCUCAAAGCUAAAAGAUUUUCCAGAGAUUUCUUGGAAUAUUAGAAGAUUGUGUUUGGCUGAUACUGGGAUUCUAGAGAUUCCUCCAUCAAUUGAGAAUUUCCAUCAGCUUAGUGUCCUAGAUAUGAAACGGUGCAAAAUGCUCAAGAACGUUGCACUAAUCAGUAAAAAGUUGGAGAAGCUAGAAUGUUUGGAUCUAUCUGGCUGUUCAAUUGUUACAAGGUUUCCAGAAAUCUCUUACAGUGUGAAAGAGCUUCUUCUAAAUGAGACUUCCAUAGAAGAGAUCCCCUCGGCUAUCAAGUACUUCACAAAAUUAGAGUUACUUGAGUUAAAGAACUGUCUGAGGUUGACAGGUCUUCCAAGCAGUAUUUGUGAGUUACAGUCUCUAGUUGAACUCAAUCUUUCUGGAUGUUCAAACUUUAUUAGCUUUCCUGAAAUCACAGAAACCAUGUACAACCUGAAGUAUCUUUCUUUAAAGGGAACUGCCAUUAGAGAGCUACCUUCAUCACUCGGGAACUUGACUGGCCUUUGUUCUCUAGAUCUUGAGAAUUGCAGCAACCUCAUUAGCCUUCCAGAUAGCUUACUCAAGUUAAAGUCACUUGAGGAACUUAAUAUCUCUGGUUGCUCAAAUUUGGUCAGCUUGCCAGGACGUAUUGGAAAUCUCGGAUCUUUAGUUACUGUCAGAGCAAGUGGAUGCAGAAGUGAAGUUGUUGAUUUUCUAGAAGGUGGUUCAAGCUCACUCAAAAUCUUGGAUUUAAGUGACUGUGGGAUGACAGAGUUUCCUGAAGCUUUAACACUCUUAUCUACAGUGACAGAGCUAGACCUGAGUCAAAACUGUUUCAGCACAAUACCUGCAAGCAUCAAGGAUCUUCAAGAUCUCCAAACUCUCGAUUUAAGCCAUUGCCACGAGCUUGAAUCUUUGUUAGGGGUACCAACUGGUCUGACAAGGCUUAACGUAAUCAACUCAAGAUCGCUGGAAACUGUUGCACUCAGUAACUCUUCUGAGCUUCAGCUUUAUCCUUUGAACAAUGUGGAAGCCUUUGUGUUUGCUGGUUGUCCAUCACUAAGCCAACAUGCGACAGACAACAUCAAGACUUAUGCAAAACGCAGAAUCCAUGUCAUGGCAUCCCAUCUAGGUCUUACCUUAAACUUCAAAAGUGAUGACCUGUCUCUCAACAGAUGGAUGAAACCUCAACAAGUGCAGUAUUUGCUCUCUACCAUGUACGGAUAUGGGAACCUCCAUGAAGCACUGAUCGGACUACAUACAGCCUUUUUCAGUGAUGAAAUGAUAUUAGUCGAGCCUCCUCCUAGGCUACUUGGUCGCAUACUCCAUGAUUUCCAUGAAAGGUAUAAGCUAGAUGUUCAAGGUCUGCUACAUUUCUUCUCCUUGAUCGCACAUCUAUAUCUGUAUUACCAAGGAAAGCCUUCAACUAAUUUCUGCUUACCAGGAGAUAAUAUUCCUGAAUGGUUUUGCCACCAAAGCAAUGAGUCAUGUGUUGAGGUAAUGCUUGAGCAUCCCAAACAUUCAAAUGAGAGUGCUACUUUGGCAGGUUUUGCUAUAUCGGUUCUUGUUGCGUUUCAAGACUAUAAUGAUGAUAAGGGUAUCAGCAUCAAAUAUGAGUGUCAGUUCCAUUUCAACUAUAUUGGCACUUAUGAAGGAUCAGGAUAUUUGAGGGGAUGGGAUGGGAAAAAGGGAAAGCCAUUGUCUAUUGAAGGGGAUCAUUUGUUCAUGGGAUUCGAUUCUUCUAUUCUCUUUGAUGCAGCCAAUGGAAUCGAACAGUUUGUUAAAUAUUCUGAAGAUCUUGUUAAAGCCAGUUUUCAAUGUUAUGUUAUUGAUGAGGAUGGGAAUCCUAUUAAUUCUUGCACGGUAAAAAAGUGUGCAAUCCAACCACUNCUCGAUUUAAGCCAUUGCCACGAGCUUGAAUCUUUGUUAGGGGUACCAACUGGUCUGACAAGGCUUAACGUAAUCAACUCAAGAUCGCUGGAAACUGUUGCACUCAGUAACUCUUCUGAGCUUCAGCUUUAUCCUUUGAACAAUGUGGAAGCCUUUGUGUUUGCUGGUUGUCCAUCACUAAGCCAACAUGCGACAGACAACAUCAAGACUUAUGCAAAACGCAGAAUCCAUGUCAUGGCAUCCCAUCUAGGUCUUACCUUAAACUUCAAAAGUGAUGACCUGUCUCUCAACAGAUGGAUGAAACCUCAACAAGUGCAGUAUUUGCUCUCUACCAUGUACGGAUAUGGGAACCUCCAUGAAGCACUGAUCGGACUACAUACAGCCUUUUUCAGUGAUGAAAUGAUAUUAGUCGAGCCUCCUCCUAGGCUACUUGGUCGCAUACUCCAUGAUUUCCAUGAAAGGUAUAAGCUAGAUGUUCAAGGUCUGCUACAUUUCUUCUCCUUGAUCGCACAUCUAUAUCUGUAUUACCAAGGAAAGCCUUCAACUAAUUUCUGCUUACCAGGAGAUAAUAUUCCUGAAUGGUUUUGCCACCAAAGCAAUGAGUCAUGUGUUGAGGUAAUGCUUGAGCAUCCCAAACAUUCAAAUGAGAGUGCUACUUUGGCAGGUUUUGCUAUAUCGGUUCUUGUUGCGUUUCAAGACUAUAAUGAUGAUAAGGGUAUCAGCAUCAAAUAUGAGUGUCAGUUCCAUUUCAACUAUAUUGGCACUUAUGAAGGAUCAGGAUAUUUGAGGGGAUGGGAUGGGAAAAAGGGAAAGCCAUUGUCUAUUGAAGGGGAUCAUUUGUUCAUGGGAUUCGAUUCUUCUAUUCUCUUUGAUGCAGCCAAUGGAAUCGAACAGUUUGUUAAAUAUUCUGAAGAUCUUGUUAAAGCCAGUUUUCAAUGUUAUGUUAUUGAUGAGGAUGGGAAUCCUAUUAAUUCUUGCACGGUAAAAAAGUGUGCAAUCCAACCACUCUAUACAUGUGACCUGACCAAGUCUCCAAAGGAAAUCUUAAGCAUACAAGACAUAACCAAAGGACUGACCACAAGUUUUACAGGGUUUCUUGAGAAGGUGUUGAGAGAUUUGGACUUAUAUGGUGCAAUCUCAUUAGGUAUCAUGAAUGUUCUUGGUAACUUAUCUGUGGAUGUUUUCCAUCAGGGAGGAUAUGUUUAUAUCAUCAUAAAAUGUGAAAAUGGAGGCCUACCUUUAGGCCUUCAAGUUUUGAAUUUGCAUCUUGGGACAGCACCACUUGCAGUCAAGCUGAUCCAAAUGGCCAAACAAUCUCAAGAUUCAAGGGCAUUCUCAAUUGAGUUCUCGAAUGUGGACGGUGGAGACUUUGGUUGCAGAAUCAAAGUUAAGAAAUGCGAGUUCCGUCCAUUGCAGAGCCAUAUCAUGCUAAUUGACAGAUAUGCUAUUACUUAAGUUUAAAAGGAACCAAAUUGCUGGAUGGAGAUGUGACAUAUGUUUGUGAUGCAUGGAUACUGAAUCAAUAUCUCCUUCAUCACCAUCAAGGUUAUAAAAGGUUCGACAAGUUUCUUCUUAAUCAAAGUGUUCAUUUAUAUUUUUGGAUGAGGCAUCCAUAUAAAACAUUCAAAUGCAGGAUCUAGACUCAACGCUGAGAUGAUAUUUUUUUGUUUCUAAACUCAGUUUUUCCUUCUAGAUGUUGUAUUUGGAUACAAUUUUGAUGGUUUAUGAGGUUGUAUAAAUACACUUUAUGCAAUUUAUCCCAAAA